AUGGUGGCCAUCACCCCUGCUGGAAGGCCCUGUAAAUGGGCUCCACCUGCAGGGGGCCCCGGGGGACCAGGGGGCCCGGGCGCCCGGCAGAAGCGCGGCACCCCCGCGGGUGGGACUGGCCCGUGGCGCGGUCCCGGCCGCUGCCGCCAGCCUGGGUCGGGUCGCGAGUCCCCGGCGGCCGGGGCGGGGCGGGCGGCGUCCUGCUCUUCCUGCCGCGCUCGGAUCCCCCUCUGUCGACACUUGCGCGGGGCCCUGGCGUCGGCGUCGGCGUGGCGACUGUGCUUGCCUCGGGCGUGGCUCUGCAGGAGGGCCGGGCAGGGCUGCGGCAGGCACUACCGCGCCGCGCUGGGCGCCGAGUUGAAGCAGCCCCUGGCCUUUGAGGAGGCGGUCCCCCGCCAUCUCCGGCCCCGCGAGGUCAGAGUUGAUGUCCAUUUCUGUGGGGUUAACUUUGCUGAUAUUUUGGCCUGUCGUGAUCAGUAUCAGGAAAGGCCCCAACUUCCCUUCACACCCGGAAUGGAGUUUUCUGGGACAGUAUUGGAGACAGUCACAGAUGUCAGCACGGUGAAAGAGGCACUGUGGCAAAUUCCAGAAAGGGUCCCCCUCCGAGAAGCUGCUGCCCUGCCGGUAUCUUAUGGCACUGCUACUUUGGCCUUGGAGCGUCAGGCCCAUACCCAGCCUGGAGAAGCUGUUUUAGUGACAGCAGCAUCUGGAGCCACAGGCCGGGCCGUGAUUGAUGUGGCAGCAAGUGUUCUUCAAGGUCACUUCAAGGUCAAGGUAUUUGCAUCUGCAGGAGCUAUUGAGGAUUUUCCGUGCAAGCUGGCGAUGCAGAGGGGUGCACAGUCCAUCGUGAGCUACAGUCAGGGCAGCCUGAAGGAAGCAGUGGGGAAGCUGGUGGGCAGUGGCGGGGUGAACGUGGUCAUUGAUACCGUGGAAGGAGAUAUCUUCCUGGAGGCUCUCCGCAGCCUGGCAUGGGAGGGCAGGAUUGUGGUGGUGGGUGUUGCUGGAGGAACCAUUGCUUCUGUGCCGGCCAGUCUUCUGCUCCUGAAGAAUAUCUCUGCCAUGGGGCUGUACUGGGGCCGAUACCAGGACCAGAACUUUCCCCUCUUCUUCAGAGGCCUGUCCUCAGCAAUUCAGUACUGCCAGGAAGGGUGCAUCCAGCCAUACAUUGGAGCGGUUUUUAAGCUGGAGGAAGUGAGACGCUCUUAA
This is a messenger RNA of Lagenorhynchus albirostris (white-beaked dolphin), 1206 nucleotides long. RefSeq names its product quinone oxidoreductase-like protein 2. The record is from RefSeq and is a predicted model, not a curated record. Gene Ontology annotation, cellular component: mitochondrion. Gene Ontology annotation, molecular function: oxidoreductase activity. NCBI's taxonomy places the organism in Eukaryota, Metazoa, Chordata, Mammalia, Artiodactyla, Delphinidae.